Bactrocera neohumeralis is the source of this 5232-nucleotide messenger RNA. RefSeq lists its product as uncharacterized. The coding region runs from base 33 to 5120 and encodes 1695 amino acids. The record is from RefSeq and is a predicted model, not a curated record. NCBI's taxonomy places the organism in Eukaryota, Metazoa, Arthropoda, Insecta, Diptera, Tephritidae. The transcript has 20 exons.
CAAUUACUAGAGUUUAUCGUACUGUCGCAGUAAUGAAAGGAAUUACUUUGUUGUUAACGUGUUUGGUGUAUUGUUCGAAUAUCGGUCCGAUACGCGCCAAUUCGCCGAAGGUAUGCUUUGCGGGUUCAUCUUGUGUGCUCGGCAGAUUUAUGAGCGGCUAUGAAAGCUAUUCAUUUGAAGCUUUCUUGGGCAUACCAUACGCCAAACCACCCAUCGGUGAUUUGAGAUUUAGCAAUCCUGAAGAAGCUGAACUAUGGGAUGGCACCUUAUCAGUACAAUAUCCUAAGCCUGAUUGUAUACAACGUGAUUAUAUUAAUGUAUUAAAACCGAUUAGCGGUUCAGAGGAUUGCCUGUACUUGAACAUAUAUCGCCCCUUGCACAAAGCCGGUGGAGAAUUGCCAGUAAUGUUUUACAUACACGGUGGUGGCUUUUUUAGCGGUUCACCAAGUCCUAGCAAUGUAGGACCCCAAUAUUUUAUGGAUACGAGUGAUGUAAUUCUAGUAGUGCCCGCCUAUCGCUUGGGUCCAUUUGGUUUCCUAUCUACUAACGAUGAACAGAUGACGGGAAAUUAUGGACUUAAAGAUCAGAAAUUAGCACUACAAUGGGUUCAAAAGUACAUUUCGGCUUUUGGCGGUGAUCCCGAUCGUGUGACUAUUUUCGGUCAUAGUGCUGGCGCUGCAGCAGUCCAUUUACACUUAAUGAAUAACAAUUAUGAGGGUCUAUUCAGUAACGCUAUUAUGAUGAGUGGCGCCGCAAACUCACCAUUCGCUUUGCCAUUAAACGAUCCUAGAGACCAAGUCGUUCAAUUGGCUAAAGCUGCUGGUGUAACAGAAGCUGAAUAUCUAAGUUCCGCUGGCCUAGUUCACGCAUUGCGAUCAAUCAAACCGAAAAUCUUGCUACGAGCUGCCGAUGAUCUUAAAAUUUGGGCUGAGCAACCUGUUACAAUUUUCCGCCCGAAUGUUGAAAAUUACGCCUGGACUGGUGCAUUCUUGAUACGUGAUCCAAGAUUUCCAUAUAUAACGUUUGGAACGGGCAAUGACAUACCUUGGAUCGUUGGAAAUGUACCUGCCAAGGGUGAGGGUUUGGUUAUUGCACUUCGAUUGACAACCAAUAAGAAAUUGCAGAAAGAGUUCAAUGAAGAGUUUAGCAAAAGAUUGAGCAUUACAUUGGACUUACCUCUUGCAUGUGACACAGAAGAUGUGAUAGAAUCAUUGGUAACAGAGUAUAUGGAUGGUAAACGAGAAUUGAAUAAUGAAACGAUGGAUGGCUUUUUGGAGCUUUUAGGAGAUGCCUAUUUCGUAUACCCAACUUUCAAUCUUUUAUUUUAUAAUAUCGAUUCUAAUCGCACUGAUUUUAGGGGAAUAAUAAAUUUUGACUAUCGCGGACCCUAUUCAAAUUCGAAAUUAUUUACGAAUAGCUUAAAAGAUUUUGGCACUGCACACGUUGAUGAUUCGCUGUUCCUGUUUGAAGGGCCACAAGGAGUGUCAUAUGGUUAUUUAAAGAAGUCUCGUGAGGCAGCUUUGGUUAGACGCUAUGUGAGGCUAUAUCAGUCUUUUGCCGAAAAUGGUUAUUCUGAUGAAUUUGCUGAUAUCGAAGAAUGUAAUGAAAUAAAUUUUCCGUAUUGUGAAUAUUUGUCUAUCGUAAAAGAUGAGGAGCCGUUCCAAACUAGCAAAUCUUGGAAUAUUAAACGAAUGGCAUUGUGGGACAAGAUAUAUUAUUAUUAUUGCGUAUGCUUUGCGGGUUCAUCUUGUGUGGUCGGUCGAUUUAUGAGCGGCUAUGAGAGCUAUUCAUUUGAAGCUUUCUUGGGCAUACCAUACGCCAAACCACCCAUCGACGAUUUGAGAUUUAGCAAUCCUGAAAAAGCGGAACUAUGGAAUGGCACCUUAUUAGCACAAUAUCCUAAGCCUGAUUGCAUACAACGUGAUUAUAUCAAUAUAUUAAAACCGAUUAGCGGUUCAGAGGAUUGCCUGUACUUGAACAUAUAUCGCCCCUUGCACAAAGCCGGUGGAAAAUUGCCAGUAAUGUUUUACAUACACGGUGGUGGCUUUUUUAGCGGUUCACCAAGUCCUAGCAGUGUAGGACCCCAAUAUUUUAUGGAUACGAGUGAUGUAAUUCUAGUAGUGCCCGCCUACCGCUUGGGUCCAUUUGGUUUCCUAUCUACUAACGAUGAAGAGAUGACGGGAAAUUUUGGACUUAAGGAUCAGAAAUUAGCUCUAAAAUGGGUUAAAAACUACAUUUCGGCUUUUGGCGGUGAUCCCGACCGUGUGACUAUUUUCGGUCAUAGUGCUGGCGCUGCAGCAGUCCAUUUACACUUAAUGAAUAACAAUAAAGAGGGUCUAUUCAGUAACGCUAUUAUGAUGAGUGGCGCCGCAAACUCACCAUUCGCUUUGCCAUUAAACGAUCCUAGAGAUCAAGUCGUUCAAUUGGCUAAAGCUGCUGGUGUAAUAGAAGCGGAGAGUCUAAGUUCCGCUGACCUAGUUCAAGCAUUGCGAUCAAUCAAACCGAAAACCUUGCUACGAGCUGCCGAUGAUCUUAAAAUUUGGGCUGAGCAACCAAUUGUAAUUUUCCGUCCGAAUGUUGAAGAUAAGUGCUGGAAUGAUGCAUUUUUAACAAAGAACCCAAGAGAACCAUAUAUACCGUUUGGAACGGACAAUGAUAUACCUUGGAUCGUUGGUAAUGCACCUGCCAAGGGUGAGGGUUUGCCUAUGGCACUUCGGUUGACAACAAAUAAGAAAUUGCGGAAUGAGUUCAAUAAAGAGUUUAGCAAAAGAUUGAGCAUUACAUUGGAUUUACCUCUUGUAUGUGACACAGAAGAUGUGAUACAGUCAUUGGUAAAAGAGUACAUGGAUGGUAACCGAGAAUUGAAUGAUGAAACAUUGGAUGGCUUUUUGGAGCUUUUGGGAGACGCCUAUUUCGUAUACCCAACUUACAGGCUUUUAAAUUAUAAUGCCGAUUCUAACCGCACUGAUUUUAGAGGAAUAAUAAAUUUUGACUAUCGCGGACCCUAUUCGUAUUCGAAAAUAUUUACAAAGAGCUUAAAAAAUUUUGGCACUGCACACGUUGAUGAUUCGCUGUUCCUGUUUCAAGGGCCACGCGGAGUGUCGUAUGGUUAUUUAAAGAAGUCUCGUGAGGCAGCUUUGGUUAGACGCUAUGUGAGGCUGUUUCAGUCUUUUGCCGAAAAUGGAAGUGCGGCUGAGGCUCACAAGUUUCAACAACAAAAAUCAAAACAAAUCACUCUAAAAGAAAAAAAACAAAACAUCAUGGCUGCUUCAUUAGCAAGAACAGAGGUGUCACUGCCACCGAAUAUCACGCUCUUGCCCACCAUACCUCGUCCAUCAAAAUUAUGGCAGACAAUCUUCAUGAUCUCCAUCCUUAUAACAAUGAUAUGUAGUCAAACAACAAUAACAGCAUUGGCGCACACGCCAUCCACCGAAGCACCGUUGUUUAUGCAGCAUUCGGUUUUGCCGAAAGUUUGCCUAUACGAAAUGGGUUGCUUGCAGGGCAAACAUAUGCCUGGUUUAGGUGCGCACAAUUUCGAGGCAUUUCUGGGCAUACCGUACGCUUUGCCGCCAGUGGGUGAGCGUCGCUUUGCGAUUCCCAAAGCAUUUCCACGUUGGUGGGGUAUUUUGGACGCGACCGCGCCGAAGCAGAAUUGUGUGCAAAAGAAUUACAUACUACCGAAUCCGGUGGUGGAAGGCGUCGAAGAUUGCCUUUACUUGAAUAUCUACAGACCAAUGACAGACGCCAAACAGUUACUGCCCGUUAUGGUUUAUAUACAUGGUGGCGGCUGGUUUAGUGGCAGUGCCAGUCCACUAUUACAUGGUCCCGAAUAUAUUAUGGAAACCAAAGAGGUCAUCUUGGUAUCCAUCGCUUAUAGAUUAGGACCUUUUGGCUUUCUCUCAACCGACGAUGCCAAUAUGCCCGGCAAUCUGGGUCUUAAAGAUCAAAAUUUGGCGCUGCGUUGGAUUAAACUCAAUAUCGGCGCUUUUGGCGGCGAUCCGGAGAAGGUAACCAUAUUUGGACAAAGCGCUGGUGCCAUUUCUGUGCACCUACACAUGCUGAGUCGUCAAUCCGAAGGUCUCUUUCGUAGCGCUAUCACAAUGAGCGGCACCGCAAAUGUACCAUUUGCCAUUAAUGACUCACCGCUGCAACAGACACGUGACAUCGCAAGGUUUUGUAAUAUCAGUAAUGUGGAAGAGCUGAGCACCGCUAAACUCGCACGCGCUUUACGUGCGUUGAACGCCGAGGACAUAAUUAAUGCGGGAGAUAAACUCAAAUAUUGGAAUGUGGAUCCCAUGACGAAUUUCCGUCCAAUCGUGGAGAAGCACGGCGACGGACAUGCAUUUCUUACGCAACACCCUGUGAAAAUAAUGAAAGAGGGUAAAUACACGCCUGUGCCAUGGCUGAAUGGUGGCGUUCCAGGCGAGGGGGCAGUCCGUGUGUUCUCCAUCUUAGCCAAUGAAACGCUAAGACAGCAAUUCAAUGCGAACUUUCACGAGCUGUUCGAAAAAUUGCUCGAGCUUCCAGCGCAUUUUACGCGCACGCAGUUGACAGCAAAAACGCAGCUGGUCAUCGAUGAGUACUUUGGUGGUCGUCCAGUAAUCGACAAUACAACCGCGCAGGGUUUCCUUGACUGCAUCAGCGAUCGCGGCUUUCAUCAUCCCUACUACAAUGCCAUCCGUGCUUAUGUGCAUACAGUCGAUGUGAAAAAGUAUCCGGUCUAUUUGUAUAAGCUCAGUUACAAAGGUCAACAUAGCUUUACCAGCAUUUAUACGGGUGGCGUACCAAUCGGUGAAUUUGGUGCCGUACAUUGUGAUGAUCUAAUUUAUACCUUCCGUGCGCCUGUGAUAUUUGCCGAUUUCAAGCAGAGCUCGGCAGAUGCAUCUCUAGCCACGUAUUUUACCAGGAAUCUUGUUCAUUUCGCCAAAUAUGGCAAACCGUUGAAUGUAGACGCCUUAAAACCAUGUACGGCCGCUACAUUUGACCAGAAAUCGGAUGCAAUUUGUGAUUAUCAAGAAUUUUCGAAUUCUGGCAAUGAUUCUUUCAAAACUUCCACAAACAACAAGUUUCACGUGAAGCGUGCAAAACUAUGGAAUGCGAUUUUAGAAAUAGAUGAUUAGACUGAGGUUCGUUAGAGCAUUUAUUUAUAGAAUUUACUAAGUUUUAAUGUAGUAUCUUGAAAAAAGUGAGCACAAAACUCGCACAAACUGAGAUUUUAGUAUUAGCAUUUAG